AUGUUCGAGGCGCCCCAAAACUCCCCCCACCUCGGCGGCGGCGGAAACCACCUGUCCGGCGGAAAUCACCUUAUCGGCGGAAGCCGCCUGAGCGUGGAGCAGGCGCUGCUGCUCAACAUGUCGCGCACGGAGGCGGAGAUGCGCAAAGUCGUCAUGGAGCGCGACGUGCUCCGGGAGGAGGUCGCGCGCAACCAGGCGGCCAUGCGCCAGCUCUCCGCGGACAAGUCCGCGCUAGAGGAGCGCGUGCGCGCACUGGAGAGCACCGUGCGCGGGCUCGAAACCCGCGCGCGCCAGCUCGCGGGGGACAAGGGGCAGCUCUCCUCCGAGCGCGCGCAACUUUCCGCGGAGCGCGCGGGGAUCGAGUCGCUCGUCCGCGCCGCGAAGCAGGAGGCGUUCUCGCAGGCAGUGAGUCAGAUCCACGUGGCGCUCAGCUGCGCGCCGAUUCCGCGCGGAAUCCGCUUCGCGCCCGUCGACGCGGAGGUUUUCCAGUACCUUUCGCGGAAGGUUCGCGGCGAGGUAGAAGACGUGGGUCUAGACCGCCUCCUAGUCCAGAGAUUAAGACGCGUCGCGGACUGCGACGGACUAAUCCCCGAAAUCGAGCUCCUUAAGUUCCCCCGGCCGUGGCACCUCCCCGGAUUAGACGUCUCCCCAGACGGCAAGGGCUUGACGGGCUUCUUUUUCGUCCGGCCGGAAUGGCGGCCGAACGAGCGGCGCAGGCGGCGCGAAGCGGAUAUGGCGAAGUCCGACCCGAAGCCGCCGUGCUGGAAGGAGUCGUGCCAGCCCACGCCGUUCGCGGAUCUUGCGCCGAGCCUUGGCCCUUCUGUGGGGGCGGGGGGAGUGUGCGCGGGCGGAGUGGGCGAAGUGGCGGGAGCGGGGAUGGGAGGGACGCUUCUUUUCCGGCCCGAGCGCCGGAUGUUUCGUUUCAAGCUGCCCGGGACGCGGGAGGGGCCGGCGGGGGAGAAGGAGAAGUGGAAGAUGUAUGAAUACACUCUAAAAUCGGACUUGGAAAUGUAUGAAGACAAGAGGAGCGGCUUUCCCGUGUGGGUGGUGUGUAAGGUGGUGAGAGAGGGGCCUAUGACGAGGGAAGAGGAGGAAGAGGCGAAGGCGCGAGCCGCUGCUGCGGCGGCGGCGGCGGCUGCUGGCGGGGGGUCGAGCGGGAGCGGCGGGGGGAACCAGGGAGGCGGGGGAGGGGGAGCGGGAAGCGGAGGGGGAGGAGCGUAUUCGGGGGGGAGCUCUGGGUCCGGGGGAGCGUUUGGGGGAGGAGGUGGUGGAAGCGGCGGGGAGAGCGGGUAUCGGGGGAAUGGGGGCGGAGGGUAUGGGGGAGGAGGGGGGGGAUACUCAGGUGGGGGGGUAGGAGGAGGGGGAAACGUGUGGUCGUUGCUGCCGUCUCUCCCGGAGCAUCUGGUUCCGCCUGCGCUGAAGCUUGCGCCAGCAGCAGCACGCGGAGGCUCUCCCAAGAAUUCUCCUGGCAAAUCACCUGAGAAAUCACCUGCGAAUUCGCCUGGAAGAAUCCCCCCUGUGAUGCUCUCUCGCAUGCAACUGCUGAACCAAUGGCUCGCCGCUAUGCCUCACCCUUCGUCCCAAUCCCUUUCUGCCACGUCAGCGUCAUCCCUCACAACAGCUUCACCUCAAGCAGGGGCAUCACUUCCGUCCCUCCUGGCUGCCACGUCAUCCUCGUCCACGUCAGCCAUCCAGGUGACGUCAGCAACGGGACAGGUGUCAUCCACGGUCCAAGUCACGUCGUCCGUGUCUGUAACUGCAGCAGGUUCGGGAGCUGCCGAGCCUGUCGCCGAGCCUCUGGCGAUGCUGGCCAUGGCUGCCGCCAAACGUCUCCUGGAGGAUCGGCUGGCAAGGGCGGAGGAGGAGGAGGUGGUGGGAGAGGAGGUGGAGGAAGGGGAGGAGGACGAGGAGGAGUGGGAGGAUAGGGAGGAGGGAGAGGAGGGUGAGAAUGAGGAGUUGUGUUUGAAAGCAGGAGGGGAGAGUGAGGUGGGGAUGCUGGCUGCGGAAGUUUCCAAGAAGCUGAGUGAGCUGGUGGAGGCAGCAAGGAAGCUUUGGGGAAAGAUGCAGGGAUUCGCUCCUGUCGAGGCUGCCGUUUCCCGUGUCUUCAAUCUGGUUACACGUGUUGCUGACGUGGCGCUAGCAGACGAGCCUGCCGCCCUGCUCUGGCUGCACGCAGUGGGCGGCGCGGUCAGUGAUGAGCUGGCGCCAGGAAUCUUCCUCGCAACUUCGCUGUCUGCCUCGCCACUGAUGCUUUUAGUUAAGUUCCACGACUUGAGUGUGAUUAUAGAGGGCGGGAUGAAAGCGGUGUGGAAGCAGGCUGUAAAGAGGUUGCCGAAGGCGCUUGUAGAGAGGAUGAAUGAGGAGGGGAGGAGGGAGGAGGGAUUGCUGGCGCUUGUGUUGGCGUUGGGAGGGGGGAGUGAAGGAGGGAAGGGAGGAGGGGAGGGAUCACUGAAGCUAAAGGGGAUUUCUGAUACUGGGAAGAUACAGCAUCAGAAAGAAGCACCUCAGAUUUCACCUGAAGCUGUGGAGUCAUCUGUGGUUGGUGAUUCUGAGGCACCUCCAGCUGCAGAGGCCGGGCAGAAGAAAGUUUUGUUUUCGAUUGACGGCAGUGAGCUGGAUGAGAACACCAAAGCGGCCAAUCAGCUGAAGAGAGAGCUGAUGAGCCUCUGCGAAAAGGGCAGCCGAAAAACUUUCGAGCUGCCUGGGAGCAUGUCGAGCACCGUCAUCGAGGUUUUCCGGGCAGUUGGGUUCGAGUAUAACCUGCCCGACGUGCACGAACAGGUGAAGAAAGAAGCGCGCCUGAAAGGGGAGGCAAAGGCGCUUCAGUGGAGAGGAAAGGAAGGGAAGGAGGGGAAGGAGGGGAAGGAAGGGAAGGAGGGGAAGGGGGGGAAGGAAGGGAAGGAAGGAGAGGUUGGUUUGGAGGGGGAGAUAAGUCAGCUGCAGGCGUUAAAGAAAGGACUUGAUCUGGACUUGCAGCAGCUGGACGUUAAACCCAGUGUGCUGAGCAAGCUCGUGGAAGACGAAAUUCUCUCUGCCCUUCCCGGAGGCCUGGAAGGCUGCUCUGGUCGUGUAGAUGCCUCCAUGCGGUUACCACCCAACUCCGCUAAAGCUGUUCCACUACAGGAUGUGACUGUAGAGGUGCUUGAUCAAAACAGCAAGGCCAACCCCAUGCUACAGCUGAUAAAGGAGGCUGAAACCCUCUCCUCGCUCUCCCACCCCCACAUCGUCCCUCUCCUCGGCUACUCCCUCGAAUCCCCCUGCCUGGUUUACCCCCGGAUUCCUCACCUCUCGCUUGCCGAUCACCUGCCGUAUGGUAACCGCGUGGCACGGUUACCGCCUCUCCCGUGGUUUGUCCGGGUGAGGGUUGCUUAUGAGGUGUCUGCCGCGCUGCUGUUCCUGCACCAGCAGCAGCCGCACCCCGUGCUGCAUCGGGAUCUCCGGCCGGCAAACAUCAGGGAGGGUGAGGCAAAGGCAGCAGCUGCUGCUGCACCGGCAGAGGUCUCCGGUUCGAAUCCUGCUGGGCGCAGAUUGGUGAGCAAGCUGGCUCGCGUUGGCUUCUCGGCUCUGAGCCAAAACCCAAGGACUGGGCGGGCGAGAGUGGAGGAUGUGGUUUUCUUGGAUCCGGAAUAUCCGAGAACUGAGGAGCUGGUCCCAUCUUCUGACGUGUAUGCGCUGGGAGUGGUGCUCAUGCAGUUGCUGACUGGACGCAAUGCCACGUCAGCACUGAGCGUGGUGACUGGCGUGAUGGAGGGGAACAAGGGGCUGGAGGAAGUUUUGGAUGAGGGGGCUGGUGGAUGGCCUGCUGAUGUGGCGAAGGAGGUGGCUGAGCUGGCAGCCAAGUGCACGGAUAUGAGGAGGUGCAAGAGACCCAGCUUGGUUGGUGAAGUGGUGCCUGUGCUGACAAAGAUGCAUGCUCUGGCACUGGAGGUUGAGAACAAAUGA
Closterium sp. Yama58-4 is the source of this 3942-nucleotide messenger RNA. Lineage: Eukaryota; Viridiplantae; Streptophyta; Zygnematophyceae; Desmidiales; Closteriaceae. The record is from the annotation of a GenBank genome assembly.